Stereum hirsutum FP-91666 SS1 is the source of this 903-nucleotide messenger RNA. RefSeq names its product density-regulated protein DRP1. The record is from RefSeq and is a predicted model, not a curated record. NCBI's taxonomy places the organism in Eukaryota, Fungi, Basidiomycota, Agaricomycetes, Russulales, Stereaceae. Gene Ontology annotation, molecular function: translation initiation factor activity; mRNA binding. The transcript is spliced from 6 exons. Gene Ontology annotation, biological process: formation of translation preinitiation complex; translation reinitiation. The coding region runs from base 65 to 706 and encodes 213 amino acids.
UCUCAUUGCCCGCCUCAUUGGCUAAUACUACACGAAUAUUGAAGGCAAAUACCAGUAAAAAAUCAUGGCAACAACAGAACCCGAAUCAACCGCACCCGAGAAGCAGGCCACUCCACCUCUCCAAAUCCUCUACUGUGGCGUAUGCACUUUCCCGCCUGAAUACUGCGAGUUCGGCUCGAGCUUCACGCGGUGUAAAGAAUGGUUGGAGAGCGAACACCCCGAUCUGUAUCAGAAGUACUAUUCCGACGAGGCCCUGCAGUCUAAGCUCGGGACCUUGAGUCUGGAAGCACAGAGUAAGCUUGAGAAGGAUACGGCUAAGAAGGAAGCGAAAGCAGAGGCAAAGGCGGAUGCGGCUAAGAAGAAGAAGAUGGCUUCCCAAGUGCAAAUCAAGCGCAUAGAACGGAAUAAACGAAAAUACGUAACCGCUGUUCAUGGACUCGAAGCCUUCGACGUAGAUCUGAAGAAGGCCUCGAAAUUAUUCGCCCAACGCUUCGCAACCGGUGCAUCCGUAACGAAGAACGCAGCAGGGUUUGACGAGAUCGUCGUUCAAGGCGAUGUCUCGCAAGAAAUCUACGACAUGAUAGAGGAGGCGGGCGAGGGUGGCGAAGGUGGCGGGAAGGGCAAGAAGGGACUGGACGUUUUGAAGGGCGUUUUGAUCGACAACGUCGAUAUCAUCGAGGAGAAAAAGAAGAAAGGCGGAGAGUAAUUGCACGGUGCUCGUAUGGCCUGAGGAAGUGACUUGCUCAACGGUGUAUGAUGAUCGUGAAGAUGAUUUGGUUGAUCACAUUGUAUACAGACUGCGUGGCAUGAAUGUCUUGUAUUAGUGAAGGACAAAUAUAUGUGUCUAGGCUACAAUGUAUGCUCGAUGUAUGGUAUGAUGGUUGUUUGACAAUGGAUAAAUAG